This is a messenger RNA of Dovyalis caffra, 1218 nucleotides long. The record is from the annotation of a GenBank genome assembly. NCBI's taxonomy places the organism in Eukaryota, Viridiplantae, Streptophyta, Magnoliopsida, Malpighiales, Salicaceae.
AUGGAAAACCCUAGAUUGGCUCUACUUUCUUCUUCUUCACCAAAAUUAUUUAUGGGAUACCCAACUUCCCUCAAAAACCCUAUCACCCCUAAAUUCUCCAUAUGCCCAACCAGACCUUCACUUCCUUUACCUUUCAGAACUUCCAAAACUGCCCCUCAUGCUUCAAGAGUUUCCAUUUCUGCCCUUGCCAACCCUCAUGGUCACCGAAGAACCUCAAAAAAUGGGAAACUAGGGAGUGAAUAUUUUGCUAGCAUUUCUUCAUCAACUGGAAAACAAACGGCUUCGGUUGGAGUUAAUCCACCACCAGUGUCGCCACCUUCUUCGCAAAUAGGAUCGCCACUGUUUUGGGUUGGAGUUGGUGUUGGGUUAUCAGCAAUUUUUUCAUUUGUCGCUACAAAGUUAAAGAAUUAUGCCAUGCAACAAGCUUUCAAAUCAUUGACAGAGCAGAUGAAUACAGCAGAUAACCAAUUCAAUCCUGCAUUUUCUGCAAGGCCACCUUUUCCAUUUUCUCCGCCACCAGCAUCACAGCCUUCAACCUCAUCUUCUCCAGUGGCUUCUCAACCUGCAAUCACAGUAGAUAUUCCUGCUACAAAAGUAGAAGUAGCUCCAACCACUGAUUUUGGAAAGGAAAAGAAGACUGAUGUUCUAGAGGAAAGGGAGAUAAAGGAGGAGCCAAAGAAAUAUGGUAUGACAAAAUCUCUGGUUCUCCUACUUGCAGCUUUUGUGGACAUUUCUCCUGAAGAAACCUCGCUGAAAACUCCCUUUUCAAGUGUUGAAGAUGACAAUGAUACAAGCUCAUCCAAGGAUCAGUUUUCCAAGGAAACCUUUCAAAAUGGAGCUGCCUUUAAGCAGGGCCCAGGUGCUUCCGAGGGUUCUCAAUCUACUGGAAAAGCAGAAUCUUUCUUAUCGGUGGAAGCUUUGGAGAAAAUGAUGGAUGAUCCAACAGUGCAAAAGAUGGUUUAUCCAAAUAAUAUGGGUGGGAGUGGUGAAUGGGACAGCCGGAUGAUGGAUAAUUUGAAAAAUUUUGAUCUCAGCAGUCCUGAGGUUAAGCAGCAGUUUGAUCAAAUUGGCCUUACACCUGAAGAAGUAAUCUCAAAAAUCAUGGCCAAUCCUGAUGUUGCUCAGGCAUUUCAAAAUCCAAGAGUUCAACAAGCCAUUAUGGAGGUUAUGGAUGUCUUCAACAAAAUAUCAGAGCUCUUCCCUGGGAUGUCUGGCUGA